Molecule: messenger RNA, 1539 nt
Organism: Caenorhabditis auriculariae
Lineage: Eukaryota; Metazoa; Nematoda; Chromadorea; Rhabditida; Rhabditidae
Source: the annotation of a GenBank genome assembly
AUGUACCGGAAAAUGCUGCGGAGUCAUGAGAACGAGCCGGACCUCGAGAAUCGCAAGAAAUCACUCAAGAACCGGAGUUUAUCGAGAGAAGCGAGGAACAGACAAAUUUCUGACAGCGAAUCUGAGAAUCUUCCAAAAAGUGGACCUACGAGUAGCAAACCGUUGGCCAAGUCUCACAACGUCGAAAAAAGCGAGUUUUUUUUUCUUCUUUUUCGAAUCCUGUCCAAUCUGACCUCCUUGUUAGUUCUUCUAGUAGACUACCUCAAAUUAAACCUAGAAAUUUCGAAUUCGGAUAACGAGAUCAGUCGAGAGACAAAUCGACUGUCAGAAAGCCAACGUGUCCUGAUCCAGAAGACCUUUCUCAACAUAGAAAAAGAUCCAGUCCGAAAUGGAUUGAAGAUUUUUGUCAGGUAAAGACCAAGUUUCUAAACUAAGGCAAAUGACCAAGUUCAGGUUAUUUUCCGAGUAUCCGAACUACAAGUUGGUCUGGCCACAAUUUCGAGCCAUUCCCGAUUCUUCAUUGAUGAACGCCAUCGAGUUGAGGUGAGGGAAAGUCCAAUCGAAACUCUUUUUCAUUAGAGAACAAGUCGAAAUUCUAUCGUCGCACGCGGAUUCGCUUCGAUGUAAAACAGUCUGACGUGUGUACGUCUCUUUUCUCUCACUGACGAGGUCAUACAACGAAAAUAGCGCGUCAAAGCGAGAGUUCAUUCUAGGGAAGACUUUCUUCCAAAGAGGGCGCCGAGAAAUGUUCAAAAUUGUGACGAAUGGAAUUCUGAAUUCAAAAUUUACUCUACAGACGACACGCUUCGGUGUACAUGUGUGGCCUGCGACAAAUCAUAGACUCGAUGGGAAACGAGGAAGAACUCGCGGCUCAAUUGUCGCGAAUCGCCCUGGCUCACAUCAAGUGGAACGUUCAGCGAUAUCACGUUGUUGUACGUUUUUUUGAGCAUCAAAAACUAACUGAGCUCAGCAAAGGUUGUGAGAAAGAUGAAAUCAGAUUUCCUUAUACGUUUCCGGUUGGUGAUUCCUUCUGACUAAAAAAUGCUAGAAAUACAGCUGUUGUAAAGGAGCAACGAGGAAGUAGCUACAUUAUAAUGAGCUUUGAAUAGAAAUGUUGUUAUGAAGAUAUGAUUUUUAAAAUUCCAGUAAUACUUUCAAGUUUCAGCGCUGAUAAACGGAAUCUUUGAAAAAUUAAAUCUUUGAACCAAGAAGUUUGCAAAAGGUAGCGACUGAAUUCGGGCUUUCAAUGAAGAUUUUUCGGAAAGGUUCCAAAAUUCACCCUAAAAGACCGCCUUCGUCAAUCCAUUGAUUGGCUUCCAGUACAAAUUUCCUCGCAAUGGUUUCACUAAAAUAUCCUAAUAUAACGUCAUUUCUCCUAUAGAAUCCGUCUACAACUUGCAGAACAUGUGCGAGCCAGUUUGCGAAGUGGUCAAAGAGUGCAACGACUACAAAAUGGACGCGGAGACGCGCAAGGCCUGGACCGUCCUCUACCAAGUCAUCGCCAACUUGAUCGAAGUUUUCCGGGCGCGCGCCAAGUAA